AUGCAGCCCACCUCCACCGCCUCCGUCGCGAAAGCUGCACCCUCUAUGACAGUCACAAAGACCACGGCGGCGUCCGUCCCCAGUGGAAAAAGCCAAAAAGUAGACAAUAGCGUCGACAAGAAGAAACGCCGCAAGGCCCGGAAGGAGACAUGGGCCUCCUACCUGUAUAAGGUGCUGAAGCAAGUCCAUCCCGACACUGGAAUCAGCAACAAAGGGAUGGCCAUAAUGAACUCCUUCAUCAUCGAUAUAUUUGAGCGUAUCGCGACGGAGGCAGCCAGACUAUGCCUAUACAGCAAGAAGUCCACCAUCGCAUCGCGCGAGAUACAGACGGCUGUGCGACUGAUCCUUCCGGGAGAGCUAUCCAAGCAUGCCAUAUCAGAGGGCACGAAGACUGUUACAAGUAAGCAUUUGGGCGCUGCUGUUUCGUUUGUAAGCGUUGUCUGA
Messenger RNA from Heterobasidion irregulare TC 32-1, 444 nucleotides. RefSeq lists its product as uncharacterized. Lineage: Eukaryota; Fungi; Basidiomycota; Agaricomycetes; Russulales; Bondarzewiaceae. Gene Ontology annotation, molecular function: protein heterodimerization activity; DNA binding; structural constituent of chromatin. Bases 1 to 444 code for a protein of 147 amino acids. The record is from RefSeq and is a predicted model, not a curated record. Gene Ontology annotation, cellular component: nucleosome. The transcript has 4 exons.